Pseudocercospora fijiensis CIRAD86 is the source of this 549-nucleotide messenger RNA. RefSeq lists its product as uncharacterized. The transcript is spliced from 6 exons. Bases 1 to 549 code for a protein of 182 amino acids. Lineage: Eukaryota; Fungi; Ascomycota; Dothideomycetes; Mycosphaerellales; Mycosphaerellaceae. The record is from RefSeq and is a predicted model, not a curated record.
AUGAGCCUGAAAAAUCGUCUAGCCCUCCCUGGUGGCCUUGCAGCCUUGACCUGGACAGUAGAUCUUAGCUGCAACAGCCGCUUCUUUGAGAAGGCUGAAUGCUGGCAUCACCGAGCAUUUGCGAGCUCGACCAAACGUGUUUAUGCAUCGCUAUCACCUUCACCGACACCUUUCCAUUGCUUCGACGCCAACGUCGAGACCAUCUCUGCCACAAUGAACACCAAUUUGCAUUUCUGCCAUCAGCUACACACCGCACGCACAAUGCUGACGAUAUCUGUCUGGACCGUCACCAUCGUCGGUCUUCCACUGUUUCUGCUGCUGGAUCUCUUGGCUCUAGACUGGCAGCCGCCCUUCGACGCCUGGCACAUCAAAGAAUCACCACCAACAGCAUCACUCGCUCACUCGCUCCAUCAUACCACGAUAAAUCACUUCUUGAAAAGAAAAUGUCUAUCCUGGGCGGCAGAUAUAUCCAGCAAUCGCUACAUUGCCGGGAUUAUGGUAGCCCACAGCAGUUUCUCUGGAACUACCGCUCAGCCCGAAGGAGCCUGA